CCGUCAAAUAACUUCGCUGGCCUUGAUCACUGCUCCAGUGUUAUUUUAUAUCAAUAUCAACAGUCCUGAGAAAGUAGUCACUGAACUGAGUUUCUUGUUCGAAAAAAGAAGAAAAACAGCUAAAAAGUGCACCACAUGGAGCGGCCAAAAACACCUCCGCGACGGGAUGCGACGACAGCGACCUCCCGCCGGCCGCCGACUCCACCAACGCCCGAGGUGACCCGACGCAUUGAAGAAAACCGACUGAGGGCCAAAGCGAUCCGCGACCAGCACGAAGCCGCCGCCCGCGCCGCUGGCACAUCGACCCUUCCCCACAAGUCCGACUCGGGCUUCGUGGCGACCGACAACAUCCACGUCGUCGGCGCCCGCGACAAUGGUAACAGCCGCAAGAGGCCCUUUAGCUCCCUAGCCGCCGCUGAUGGUGCCGGCCCCACCACCCGCAGCAGCAGCAGGGCAGUCCCGGCCAGCAACCGCGAUGCGCGCGGUGCGGCGCAGACGACGACUGCCGGGUCCUCCAAGGCCGGCGAGGAGGCGCCCCUGCGGCCCGCGAAAAAGUUUGCCAAGUACGUCGGGUACAACCUCAGUGCCAUGACGGACACCAAGGGAGGCUUUCUUGCGGUCGAGGACGACCCACACAACUAUGCGCUCAACUCGGGAUCGCGGGCAGCAGCGCCAGACGAGCCCGAGAAGCCGGCGCACAUGACGGCGGCAGAGUGGGAGCGCAAGCAGCUGCUGCGGAGACUGCAGCGGCAAAAAGCAGGGCCGUACGAGCCGGGGAUGAGCACCUUGACGGGGACGAAGGAGCGCAAAAAGUGCCGCGACUGCGGGAGCCUCGAGAUCGACUUUGUGUGGGACGAGGUCUUUGGGAUCGGGGUUUGCGGAGGUUGCAAGGAGAAGUACCCAGAGAAAUACAGCCUGUUGACCAAGACGGAAUGCAAGCAGGAUUACCUGCUGACGGAUCCGGAGCUGAGGGAUGAGGAACUCCUUCCACAUCUCAACAAGCCCAAUCCACACAAAUCACAUUGGCACGACAUGAUGCUCUUUCUCAGGUGUCAAGUUGAAGAGUAUGCGCUGGGCCCCAAAAAGUGGGGUUCGGCAGAGGCGCUAGACGCAGAGUUCGAGCGGCGGGAAAGCGACAAACGCAGAAGAAAGGAAAGCAAGUUCAAAGAGAAGCUGGCGGACUUGAAGCGAAGAACGCGGACAGAUGCCUACCGUCGCGAAAACACAAAGGCCGGCCUGAGAGAUGCGGGAGGAACAAAGGCAAGACGGUUUGGUGACAAAAUCGGGGACGGGGGCGAGCAUGUGCACGACUGGGGUAGAGCUGUGGAGAACGAGGAGGGCAUGUCAGUAAAGACAUGCAUGGAUUGUGGCAUGGAGGUUGAGGAACUUGAGCUAUGAGGAUAAACUAGCGCAAAUCAACGUAUGGGAGCGAGCUGGUAGGCUUGCAAAUGCUGGAGUCAUUAAGAGGGAGUUCCUGUACAGUCCGGAGCCAUAUCCCUGGCUGUCCAUCCCAAGUGCCCGUAUGGUGAAAGAAACACAAUAAAAGAACUUUUUGUACAAAAAAAAACCCUCGCAGUCUAUCCGCGCACAAAUAACGCC
Molecule: messenger RNA, 1599 nt
Organism: Pyricularia oryzae 70-15
Lineage: Eukaryota; Fungi; Ascomycota; Sordariomycetes; Magnaporthales; Pyriculariaceae
Product: DNA repair protein RAD14
Exons: 3
Coding region: 136-1398 (420 amino acids)
Biological process (GO): nucleotide-excision repair involved in interstrand cross-link repair; base-excision repair; UV-damage excision repair
Cellular component (GO): nucleotide-excision repair factor 1 complex
Molecular function (GO): damaged DNA binding
Source: RefSeq, a predicted model, not a curated record